Molecule: messenger RNA, 1743 nt
Organism: Closterium sp. NIES-65
Lineage: Eukaryota; Viridiplantae; Streptophyta; Zygnematophyceae; Desmidiales; Closteriaceae
Source: the annotation of a GenBank genome assembly
AUGUCUCUGCGUCCGUCCACUGCUCCUCUGCGUGCCCCUUUGCCCUCUCCUCCUGAGUCCUCUCUUCCUGCGCUUGCCAACCCUGAGUCGGACUCUCUUCGUGCUGCCAGUCCUACUGUCACGCGUCUCCUUGCUACUGUCGUCACUGACCCCUCAUUUGAGUCCACUGCUGCGUCUGCUCUUGUUGCUGAGCUCGUCGACUUUGCUGCUCGGUGUCGUCUAGACUACGCUGCUAGUCUUGUUGCUGAGUCUGCGUCUGUCUGUCCUCCGUCCGUCGGGGACCCGGAUGCACUAGACAUCCGGACUCCGCGCUCUUAUGCGGAGGCCGUAGAGGGUCCCUACUCCUCUCAGUGGCAGGCAGCUAUGGAUGCAGAGAUGGCUUCCUGGAAGUCCACAGGCACCUACGUUGACGCGGUUCCCCCUCCUGGGGCGAACAUCGUCAGUGGCAUGUGGAUCUUCAGGGUGAAGCGUCCGCCAGGCUCUCCACCUGUCUUCAAGGCGCGGUACGUGGCUCGUGGCUUCAGUCAGCGGCAGGGAGUUGACUACUUUCAGACCUUCUCUCCCACCCCGAAGAUGACCACUCUUUGGGUGCUGCUGCACAUAGCCGCUCAGCGCGAUUACGAGCUCCACUCUCUUGACUUCAGCACUGCGUUCUUGCAGGGACUACGCUUGCGGCUCUUUGGGUUUGCUCCCUCUACUGCUGACCCGUCGUUGUUUCUGCGCACCGACACUUCUCUGCCGCCGUUCUACAUCCUCGUGUACGUCGACGACUUGGUCUUUGCCACAGCUGACACUGCUGGACUCGCCUACGUGAAGUCCGAGCUGCAGAAGAGACACACGUGCACAGACCUGGGUGAACUGCGCAGCUACCUUGGCUUGCAGAUCACUCGGGACAGAGCACGCCGCACCAUUACCUUGACUCAGUCACACAUGGUGCAGCAGGUCCUUCAGCGCUUCGGCUUCACGUACUCCUCGCCUCAGGCCACUCCUCUGUCUACUCGCCACUCGCUCUCAGCUCUGCCUUCGGAUGAGUCCGUAGAGUCGAGUGGCCCGUACCCAGAGCUUGUUGGCUGCCUCAUGUACCUGAUGACCUGCACACGACCUGACCUUGCAUACCCUCUUAGCAUUCUCGCACGCUAUGUUGCUCAUGGGAGACACCGGCCAGAGCACAUGGCUGCAGCGAAGAGGGUGUUGCGCUACUUGUGCAAUACAUCGGGCAUGGGGCUAGUGCUUGGAGGGCGGAGUCCAGUGGUCCUCACUGAGCACGCGGACGCUUCUUGGGCUGACGACCAGGCUACGCAGCGGUCGUCGCAGGGUUACACCUUCAGUCUUGGUUCCGGCUCUGUUUCGUGGCGGGCUACUCGCUCGUCUUCUGUUCUCGGCUCCAGUUGUGAGGCUGAGAUCUACGCCGGGGCCAUGGCUGCUCAGGAGCUUCGCUGGCUCACCUACCUGCUGACUGACCUUGGAGAGCCGCCUCGUUCUCCUCCAGUGCUGUACGUAGACAACAAGGCCAUGCUGGCCUUGUGUCGAGAGCAGCGCCUGGAGCACAGAACGAAGCACAUUGCUCUUCGUUACUUUCUUGCUCGUGAGCUGCAGCAGCGUGGUCAGUUGCGACUUGCGUAUGUGGCCUCUGAGGCCAACACUGCUGAUGUUUUCACCAAGGCACUUCCGCCUUGUGAUCAUCAGCGCUUCUGCACUCAGCUGGGACUUGUCCUAGUCUUGCCUCACUUGCUCACCUCUUGA